Musa acuminata subsp. malaccensis (wild Malaysian banana) is the source of this 1085-nucleotide messenger RNA. RefSeq lists its product as uncharacterized. The record is from RefSeq and is a predicted model, not a curated record. NCBI's taxonomy places the organism in Eukaryota, Viridiplantae, Streptophyta, Magnoliopsida, Zingiberales, Musaceae.
GACGACCUCCCACGUUGCUCACAGUCUACUUCUCUGUCUCUAUAUAUCUCUGGUUUGAUCUCGCUCCCCCCACCUCCCGUUCCCAAUUCACUCCCCCAUCCGAGAGGAAGAAGUAGAGAAAGAUGGGCAAUAGCUUGGGCGGAAAGAAGCGAAUGAUUAAGGUAAUGAAAAUAGAUGGCACCACCUUGAAGCCGAAGCCUCCAGCUCGGGCCGCGGACGUGCUCCGAGACUACCCGGGCUACAACCUCCUCGAGUCGGAGGAGGUGAAGCGGCUCGGCCACCGAGCCCGGCCGCUUGACUCUCAUGCUCAACUAGAGACGGGGAAACUCUACUUUCUUGUAGAGCUCCCGCGGGCACCCGAUCAUCAAAGAGGUCCGCGUAGGGUUUGGUCCGGGGAGCUGCAGGUGAGCGCCAAGGAGCGGCUGGAGAGCCUCAUGCUCGCCCGUCGAGCCAUGUCAGACUUGUCCUCGGUGGGCCGCAGCUCGAAUGUCGAGGCGGAGGAGAACAUGGAUGGGUCGAUCCGCCUUAAGAUGAGGCUUCCCAAGGCCGAAGUGGAGAAGCUGAUGCAGGACAGCAGGAAUGCGAUUGAGGCGGCUGAGAAGAUUAUGAACCUGUGCGCCGUGACGGACGGUGGUGCCCCAACGACGACAACACAGCUGCCGGUACCGGCAGUAGGAACUGGACGAAAGGAGAAGCGUGCGAGGUUUGCAGCGGCGCCGGUUGAGAUCAUCGCCUAAUUCGUCAUCCAUGCUGCUGAAGUUCUGAUCCAUUUGGCACAACUACUGAUCAAACCAGGAGGAAUCAAAGGGGAAACAGAUCACUGACAUUUUUUCUGAAAUUGAAGCCUGUGGUGGGUUGAAAUUCCAGUGUUUCCUCCUUUCUCGUCAUAUGGUGUUUUUGUUGGAAUCAGAUAAAUGUAAUGUCUGAUAAGGUAGGAAGGAGCAUGAUGGAUACAUGGCAUACGAGCAUGUAUAUAUUGGUAGUUAGUAGAUCUAGUUAAGAUGGAAGUUAAGGAGUACCCUAUAUUGUUUGUUAUAUUGACUUUUCGAGCAUUCUUAUACAUCAGAUCUGCUCAAAUUGGGUUC